Messenger RNA from Amaranthus tricolor (Joseph's coat), 327 nucleotides. RefSeq lists its product as uncharacterized. Lineage: Eukaryota; Viridiplantae; Streptophyta; Magnoliopsida; Caryophyllales; Amaranthaceae. The transcript has a single exon. The coding region runs from base 1 to 327 and encodes 108 amino acids. The record is from RefSeq and is a predicted model, not a curated record.
AUGAGGUUUCAAAAGAAGGAGAAGUUGAGCCUAAAUUUUAUAGGACCUUAUGAGGUCACGGAGAAGGUAGGAAAGGUCGCUUACAGACUAGCAUUACCCGAUGAGCUGGGUAAGGUCCAUGACGUGUUUCACAUUUCGCAGCUGAAGCGAUAUGUUCCUAAUAAAUCUCAUGUGCUAGAUCCCAAUACCUUAGACCUUCAUGAGAGUUUAUCUUAUGAAGAGAAGCCUAUCAAGAUCUUAGAUUCUAAGGUGCAUAGUGCGAGGAGAAAAGAUAUAAAGAUGGUGAAAUUUCUAUGGUCUAACAAACGCACACAGGAGGCAACGUGA